Messenger RNA from Triplophysa rosa, 5284 nucleotides. It is a transcript of the gene zeb1a, whose product is annotated as zinc finger E-box binding homeobox 1a. Gene Ontology annotation, molecular function: RNA polymerase II cis-regulatory region sequence-specific DNA binding; DNA-binding transcription factor activity, RNA polymerase II-specific. The record is from RefSeq and is a predicted model, not a curated record. The coding region runs from base 689 to 4396 and encodes 1235 amino acids. Gene Ontology annotation, biological process: anatomical structure development; regulation of transcription by RNA polymerase II. The transcript is spliced from 10 exons. Lineage: Eukaryota; Metazoa; Chordata; Actinopteri; Cypriniformes; Nemacheilidae.
AUGAUACACAUAAUGAUACACAUCUGCACUUUACAGUUUAAACAAUGGCAGAUUUUUACCGAGCAAACAUCUCAACUGUGGAUACACUCAUUUUCAUUUCACUACAGAUCUACUUAAAAUUAUAGAGGUAGAUCUGUAGUGAGGUAGAUCUGUAUUACUUAUACCAAAUAUUUGCUAUUACGACCGUUUUGGGAUUUAAAUGAAAAAUAUUUUAAAAUGAAAAAUAUUUUCAGUUCUCAUUUACUUUAUGCAAGAGGUUUCACCAGCUUAUUUUGACUUGGGGACAAAUGUGACCUACGUGAGGUUCACCCCAUUAACAGUUCGCACUGCAGUAACACAGUAACAAGCUACGUCAUCGGACUUCCCUGCCAGUCGGGGGCGCUACUUAUAGGACAACGUGCUUAUCGUCACGACGAAAAAUGUCGAUAUUUAUUCAUGUUCCCCAACUCUUUAAUGUAAUAAACGCCAAGUGCCUGUUAUAUAUUUGGAUAGAGAACAGCACCCUCGUUUUGAAAAGGAUGCCGUCUGCCUAAACAGGGAGGGGUUUUAGAGAGGUGUUCUCACUGCAUAAGAAGGUGAUGUCGUAAAGUAGAAUGUCGUAAACCAGGUGCAGACUAGGGGCCGUUAUGGGGAGGGGUUAUGGAAGAGAGGGGGGCUCACUCCGCAAGGCUGCGUUUAGACAAAAAUCAUGGCGGAUGGCCCCAGGUGCCAGCGGAGAAAACAGACACAGCCACGACACAACAGCGUGAGGAGUUUAAGAAGCGUGCCGGAGGCGACCUCAGAUUCAGAUGAUGAAGACAAACUGCACAUUGUAGAGGAGGACAGUAUUCACGAUGAUCCCGGCCAAACGCCCUCAGUGUUCCAGCUCGAAGCUUCACAACAAGACACGGUCAGCCAAGACGAUGGCAGCCUGGGGCCAGAUGCUUUGAUACAAGAAAUAAGGGUCAAAGAGGAGUGUGUCACUGAUGAGGAGGAGGAUGAUGGUGCUGAUGUUGACGUGACCGCUGAGGAACAGCAGCAGGCAGAAAUGAAGGCCAUUUACCCAGAUACCCCAGAUGAGCAUCAGAGCACGCCAGAGAGAGGAGUCCACGAUGAGAACGGUACUCCCGACGCAUUUUCUCACCUGCACACCUGUCCGCACUGUUCCCGUGGUUACAAGCGUCAAACCUCUCUAAAAGAACACAUUAAACUCCGGCAUGAGAAGAGUGAGGACAACUACUGCUGUUCGCUGUGUAGCUACACUUUCACCUACCGCACACAGCUGGUCCGUCACAUGACCGCACACAAACACAUCCGGGAGCAGCGGAAUAUUUCUCAGUCAGGUGGAAACAGGAAGUUCAAAUGUACAGAAUGCUCCAAGGCCUUCAAAUAUAAACAUCACCUGAAAGAGCAUCUUCGCAUUCACAGUGGUGAAAAGCCGUAUGAGUGCUCGAAUUGUCAAAAGCGCUUUUCCCACUCGGGGUCCUACAGUUCUCACAUCAGCAGUAAGAAGUGCGCAAGCGUGACAUCCGCAGUCAACGGCUUGUCCCGCACACCAGGGGUAAAAACAACUCUGAUGCUCUCUCGCCCUACACCCAUCCUCCUGAGAGAGAAGGUGGAUGUUACAAACAAGCCUUUACAGGAGCAACUCCCCCUUAAGCAGAUCAAACAAGAGCCUGUUGAGCAUCAAACCAAACCUGUGUCAACAACGCCCACUACCACCAAUGGAGUUGUUCAGGUAUCAACCCCGCAAGGUGUUGUCCAGACCUUGGUGGUGCCCACUGUCGGACUAGUCCAGCCAAUCAGCAUCAACCUUAGUGACUUGCAAAACGCACUAAACGCUGCGAUGGACGGUAACGGCACUAGGCCAGUGUUGGUUAGCACCAACGUGAAUGGGACAAAUGCCAAAAUCAUAGGCCAAGUGCAGACGCCGGCGCAGCCGCAAGCUGUUCUGUUACAAACACAGCCACAGCAACAAGUGAUUUCUGCUUUCUCUGUGCCUCUUGUGGGCCAGGAUGGAAAUGCCAAAAUUAUUAUUAACUACAACCCCCAACUACACCCACAACUUAGAAAUGCAGCGAAAGCAAAAACAACACAGUCUGUUGUAGAGCAGUCAACUGUGACAAAGCCCGUUGAGGAACAAACUGAUACGGCACAGGUUAAAUAUACUGUAUCUGAUGUCGCACAGCCAACCGUGGCGCAGGGUCUUUUAACCCAGUCCAACGUGACUGAAACCCAAACAUCACUCAAUCCAAAACCUACACAGGUUAGUAUCGUUCGACCGAUCCAAGUCGGAAACUCCAGCAAACCUGCAUCCAUCAUCAAGAUAACACCUGCGCAGGCUGCCAGGUUGGUCCAGGCCCGCGCUGUGCAACCAAAGUUCACCCAGCAAACUCUUCUGCUGGUGAGAAGAGCUGAUGGGACGCAAAGCCUGGUGGUUCGUCAGGUUGCUGUUGCCAAUCCCAACACGCAGGGAACUCCAGCUGUGGAGACCAAAGCCACGGAGGUAACCUCAACCCCAGAAAAGCCUGUAAACAUGGUUAUAUCACCAGAAGAGAAAGAGACAACAGAAAAUACUUCCUUGGAAGAAGUCAGCAAGUUGGAAAACAUCAAAAUUAAAACCGAACCUGAAUCUCCGUCCAAACCUGAGACAGAGAUGGAGGCAGACGGAGAGAAGGACACACACACCGAUGGAAACAAAGAGGAAGGGAAACAAACAACGGUGGAAGAUAAGCUGACAGUCUCACAUUCUGGAACGGUUCACAGCGGUGUUGCCUGCGGAGAUAACUUCCAUAACUACGCAACUUGUCUGGUUUGCGAUAACAGCCCAGGCAAACGUAAUGGCAUCGACUGUCUGAACGGUGAAGCCAAAGGGUCGCCUACAACUAUCUCUCUCACCUCUCUACUCGAUAAGGAUAAAAGUGGAGCGGCAGAACGUCUCCUUCCUCUCCUGAAGGCCUAUAGUCAGAACCCUCAGCCGACGGAGGAGCAGCUGUCUCAGGUUGCAAAGAUAGUUAGACUUCCUUUAGAGGCGGUCAGCAAGUGGUACCAGAGGAUGCGUUCCAAGAGGAUACUGCUCCAGGGUGAAAAAAACCUGAAAAAAAAUCAAGAAAGAGCAUCAUGUGACUCAACUCAAGACACCUGCACUCCUGCUAAUCCCCCCGAUAACACCUCAACAGACGUCCUAAAUGGACUCCACAGCGCCACUCCUUCUCCUGUCCCUUCUCCGACCAGCGUGUCCACCGAAGAUCUUAAAGUCAUCGUAAAGACAGAAGACGUGGAAGAGGAGUUGCAGUCGGAGCCUCUAGACCUCUCGCUUCCUAAAUCCAGCCCCGCUCAGGCCAGCGUCACCACCAAGCUGCCAAUCUCCGCCCAAAAGGAACCGCUCAACCUCACCUGCCUCAAAAAACAAGAGUUUCUUGGCAACACCAUUUAUGUGGCGCAGACCAGCACGGGUCCGAUAAACAUCAUGGCGACGUCGUUGCAAACACUGGUUGCCAUAGCGGAGCCAGGCCACGGCCCGUGCAUCGGUGCUACGGUAUCUGGUAACAAGCGGACUAUCCUCAUCCCUCAGCUCACGUAUACAUACAACUCCAACGUGAAGACGACCGACAGCACCGCUGUGAACACGAAGGGGAUGGUGGUACUCAACAGUUGCCUGAAAGUAACGGAUGCAACGACUGACUCAGUGUCAGCGAAAGAGGACCAGAAUGAUGAAGCCUCGCCUGUCCAGAAGAAGAGGAAGAAGAUUUCCGGUGGCCUUUAUGCCUGCAAUCUGUGUGACAAGAUCUUCCAAAAGAGCAGUUCGCUGCUGCGACACAAGUAUGAGCACACAGGAAAGCGACCAUACGAGUGCGGCAUCUGUCAAAAGGCUUUUAAACACAAGCACCACCUGAUCGAGCAUACGCGACUACACUCCGGAGAGAAGCCGUACCAGUGUGACAAGUGUGGGAAACGGUUCUCUCACUCUGGGUCUUACUCUCAGCACAUGAACCACCGAUACUCCUACUGCAAGAAAGAGAGCAAUGAGCAUCCAGAACCGAACAGUACCCCCACGCCACCCUCUCAUCUCGACUCUGACGACAGAGAGAGCGAUGGGGAGGAGGAAGAGGAUUUAUCCGGUCUGGACAUGAGCGACAUCAGAGUGGUUCGAAUAGGGGAGGAAUACGAUGAGGAGGAGGAAAGUGGGGGAGAGGAAAAGCAGGGAAAUACGCAGGAAGAGACAGAGGAAGGAGAAACGGUGAUGGAGGUGGAGCUUCGAGAUAUUGGCACUCUGGAGGAGGAAGUGUGGGAAACUAUGGAAACGGAGGACGCUAUGGAAACUGAGGAAUCAAUGGAGGAAUCAGGCUACGGUGAAGGCGACCUAAAUCAUGAAGAAAAUGCAGAGGUGGCAACCGAAGAGGAACAAAAUGACUGAAGGAGUUGUCACGUAGGACAGGGUGACCUACUCAGCAUACAUACAAUCCCCGGGUUGCCAUGGAAACUGUCUCAGCUCUUUACUGUGUAUAAAGCCCAGGUGUGCCUGAUUCACAAACAAUAUGUUCCUUGUUUUAAAGAAAUAUUAAGCUUUAACAAGGAAAAAGAGGAAAAAAAAGUCCAACGCAACUAGACUUCUUGGGACUUUGAAGUUUGUUGUUUGCUUGGUUGUGUUACUGAAUCUCCCCGGUGUGUCGAUUUAUCAGUGUUCAUGUUUUUCUUUUUUCCGGUUUUAUUCUCUGUACAGUCAGAUUUCUAUACCUUUUAUACUUGCCAAUGAAGUUUACGAAAUCAGUAUUUUAAAAGUUUUGAGAAACAAAACUAAAUUCCGCACUGCAGGUAUAACCGGUUUACUCACAGGUGUGAAUCUCACAAGAACUUUCAAGAAACAUAUUUUACCCCCAAAACUAAAGAAAUUGUAAAUUCAACAAAUUCAGCCUGUUAUAAGGACUGUUAUUUUUUGUUUUUGCAAUGUAACACAUUCAUGACAGUUAACAAUCCAAUUGUAAAGUACAUCUGUAAGUAUACAUCAAGUAUUUGUUGUCCUAAUGCAGAUUAUUUUAUUAAUGUAUUAUUUUAAUUACUGUAUUAAUGCAAAGGGUGUUAUAGGAUGAUGAUUUUCAUCCAUAUUACAGAAAUGAAAAUUUGGAGUAUUAGGGAAACAAGCUUAAUUGUUAUGAAAAUUGUCACAAUGCAAAAUAUCUGCUGUAACGUUUUCACUUCUUUUUCUCUUUAUUUUGGGGUGAAAUGUGACCCGGUCAUUUCUGUGUGAGAUUCACCAACAUGCCUCAAGUUUAAGAUACCAUUCAGUAUUUUUACCUUGUUAAAA